Molecule: messenger RNA, 3150 nt
Organism: Salarias fasciatus (jewelled blenny)
Lineage: Eukaryota; Metazoa; Chordata; Actinopteri; Blenniiformes; Blenniidae
Product: regulator of G-protein signaling 21-like
Exons: 5
Coding region: 428-985 (185 amino acids)
Source: RefSeq, a predicted model, not a curated record
UUGCAUCUGUGCUGACGGACUAAAAAUAAUGGGAACGCAGCAUGCUCGCGGCCACAGAGAGUGCUGUUUACUCGGCCGACCCAGCCGGGAGGAGAUAGGAGCUGCAAUAGCAGAAGGGAAGGAAAAGAAACAGAGAGACAUUAAAGGGAGUAAGGAAUCAAGAGGAGGGAGGCACACAUGCAGCACAGUGUGAGUAUGUGUUGUUUCUAGCUGUGAGGUAGGAGGAGAGGAGGAACAGGAGAAGGAGGAGGAAGGGGUGCUUCCUCUUCGUCUGGGCUGAGCUGCUGAUGUAUCCCAGCGGUCCCAGCACUUAGCAACAGGAAAACCUCGGUAUAAAAAGCUGCAUCGCAGGGGGAACCCUCCUAAGAGUCUCUCAGCCGCAGCAUGACCAGGACCAAGAGCCUGAGAGUGUGGACUUAACAAAACAAUGCCCAGCCUAAUCAUCGAACCACUCAACACACAGCACUUCAUCAUGGACAGAGAUGACAGGAAGAGAAACAAGAACAUUGGAAAGAACUUCAUGUGCCGGCUCCAGUGCAUGUUCUCACACUCGUCAAGCUCCGAGAGGCUAAGUUUAGAAGAUACCCAACAAUGGUCACAGUCCCUGGAAAGGCUUCUUGAGUCUAAAUAUGGUCUGGCUACUUUUCGCAACUUCCUAAAAUCUGAAUACAGCGAUGAGAACAUUGAAUUCUGGCUAACCUGUGAGGACUACAAGAAGAUCAAGUCUUCAUUUCGAAUGUCCUCAAGAGCCAAGAAGAUUUACGAGCAGUUCAUUAAAGCUGAAUCGCCCAAAGAGAUCAACAUUGACUAUCACACCCGAGAGCAGAUCAAAAGGAACGUCAAGACUCCCACCAUGCACUGCUUUGACGAUGCUCAGAAGAUAGUUUACGGGCUGAUGGAAAGAGACUCAUACCCGCGGUUCCUCCGCUCGGACAUUUAUAGAACUCUCCUGGAAAACCUGGCCGCCGACGCCACGAAGGGAUGAAAGCGCAGCCAGCAGGAGAGAGCAAGGACACGGAAACCAUAACUGGAAUGUUUGAGCUCCUUCAGGAGGAAGGACUGACGGCAAAGAGGGAAGGAGGGUCAGCGGGCGAGCGUGGCUUCACGGACACAUAGGGAGAGGCCUGCUGAAGUGAACUGAGGAACCCCACCCUGAGCACCCACCCACCCACCAACCCCGAGGACCGCCUGAGACCGGGCACGGGACGCACAUGCAGCCCUCGGGACGACCCCUUCAUGUGCGUGUUCGCACCCGGAUGAUGCGCUUGCGAACUGAGCUCCUUCCAGCAGGGUGACGGUGGCCCCCGCUCCUGAAGCCCUUCAGCGGACGCCCUUUGACCUUCUUUGCAGAGGUGUUUCCUAUGCAUGUAAAGAUAGCGGAUGCGAGAUGCAGUGGUCCCACUUGGUUAACUUUGCAUGCGAGUGUGUUUGUGUGUGUUUGUGAAAGAGAGAGACAGAACUUAGAAGCUACGUUUAUUUUGCCACGGACUCGGAAUAAGCUGUUGCGACAGAGGAGGCCAAUUAUCCAGUGACAGCAGCAGGAAAGGCAACGAAUCCAUAGCGGACGCAGUAUUCAAUACUGAGGUGUCAUCUGAGAUAAAAAGUUGCAAAGGGCCAUGUAGUUUUGUUCGAUUCAAUUCUGGGACAGUUUAAACAGAUAUUUCUUUGCUUUAUAAUCUAGAUGUGAGUUAAAGUGGGGUUUAAAAACUGAUGCACUUUUUGUUUUAUUUUUAGGAUGCGUAUAGGACAGGGGUCUGCAACCAGUGGCUCCAGAGCCUCACAUGGCUCUUCAGCCCUUCUUUAGCGUCUCCCUUCAGCUUUCUAACAUUUAUGUUAAUUUAAAAUUUUAUUUGCACUACUUUAAAAAGGAUUAUCUCCUGCUGAAAUGCCCAGAAAAUAUUAGAAACAUACUAAAAUGGCAAUAGUGGCUGAAACAGCAAAAACUUAAAAUAGAUGGAACCAGAUCAAAAAUACAAAUCUCUAAAAGAAACAUUGUGGCUAAAUUAGCUUAAACAUUAUUUUUUAAAAAGAUAAAGCAGCUAAAAUUGCUAAAACCGCUCAAUUAUUGGGUGACAGCUAAGAAAUAAACCUGGUAAAACAGUGAAAAUAGCAUAAAUGGCUGAAGCUUCUAAACUUGUGAAAAAAAGAAAAGAAAAAGCAAAAAAAAAAAAUCAAACUGCUCAAAUCCUAGAAACUUGUAAAGAGAAAAAAAAGUGUUAAAACUUGUUCAAAAGGCAAAUCAGUAUAAUAAAAUUCUUAAUACAGUAAGAAAGAAAGAAAGAAAGAAAGAAAGAAAGAAAGAAAAAAAGAAAGAAAGAAAGAAAAUUAAAUGGGGAAAAAACAACCAAAACAGAAAAAAUGGUUAAAGUAUCACAAUUUGUUAAAAAAUACUAUCAGUAUCUACUACUUUAAAUUAAAAAAAAAAUGCUACUCUUCUGAGUUAAAGCUCAUGAACCUCAUAAAAUAACAUGAGAUAGUUUUUUUUUUUGUAUAUAUAGAAAAUAUUAUGACUGCAACUAUUACCUUGUUAAUUAGAAUUUCAAAGGUUAAACGUGUUUUCCACACUUUUUGGUGAAAAACAAGUUAAUUUGGUGAUGAGGGUUGCAGACUCCUGCUAUAUUAGAUAUUUUUGUGUCAAUAUUUAACACCAUUAUUGCUUUAAACAACUGAAUUUGCAAAGAGGUUUUAAUGAACAUGAUUGAUGAAUAUAUUUUCAUGAUAUAUUAGUAUUUUAUUAUUCAAAAUGCACAUUUUUGUGUGGGAUCUUUGCAUCAUGUGGCACUAAAUCAACCAGGAGGUUUCCAGUUUAGGCCAGUAAUACAUAGUUUGACUCCUCACACAACUGCUAAUCUAAAUUCCUACAGCACUGAAGCAUUACGAGUGUUUGUGUCAUAAAUUGUUUGCUAUCAUAGGAAUAGGAUGUUUAAUAUUGCAUGACGGGAUUGGUGAAACUUGGUCUUUUCCGCAAGUUUAGUUAUUAUUACCGACAUCCAAAGCAUGCCGCGUGAAUGUAUGUAGGGACUUCAAAGCUAACUUAAAGAGUUAAAUGUGGUAUUAUUUAUUACUCAUUGUCACCAUUUGAGUUCAGAGUUUGUGCCGUGUUGAAGUACAUGUUAGUGAUUUGAAUGACAUUAAAUUAUUUGAAUUGCC